UGUGAACUACUUGCGCAUUGUCCCAACAAGAGCCCACCUGCCCAUCCCAUGUCAGGAUGGCUUGCGUGUCUGCAGUGCUUGCAGUUCCUCUCUUAGACUUUUCUGAUCCGCCGUGAAAAGAAUUCGUAUGAUAGACUGCGACGACUCUCCCAUCCUUUUGGCGCCCGGUCGCGGCUUUGCCCUCCGAUGACGCCUCAGAAGCUCACGAGAAAUGAAUCUGGCCGAUCCACGUCUCAGGAAAUCCACGACCAACAUGACCUGACGCUGUCUCGCACUCCACGUCCAUAUCUUCUCCGGGCAGAGAGCCUGAGGCUGGCGCAUUUCCAGCGCAUUGACAAUGGCUCCGAUGUUGUCUCCAACGGCUAUGUAUCCUCCCCGAAACCCAGCCGUUCCGAGUCCAGCGAGAGCGGGACAGAGGCAGACGAUGAGAAGGGGCCCUUUCUCAAGGGACUUCCUGCGCCGCCUCCACGUCUGCACAAGGGACUUCGAGGAACUUCGCCCGCCAAUUUGACUCCCGCCCACAGCCCGCUUCCCACGCCGCCAGCCUUUGUUGAAGGGGAGGAACCACGAUUCUUCGACUCGGUGCAGAAGGCAGGAAAAAAACCACAACGGACGAAAGAGCAGGCGAGAGACUACGAAGCAUAUAAGAAACGAAAGCGACGCGAGAUCGUUCGACGAUGCACGGAAACGUCGCUUCUUUGCGGCAUCGGGGUGGUCGUCUGGAACAGCAGAGGGGGCUCAACAGGUCUCAAGGACUGGCUCCACGAAAUCACGGCUUUCCUCUUAAUCCCGCCGUUCGUCUAUCUGCUCUAUCCGAUCAGGCUCACUAUGCGUGCCUUGGCCGCAAGAAAGUCUGUUCUGCAUGCCAUCAGGCUGGGAUUCCACAUCCCCUCUCGAUUUGACCCUGGCCCUCUGUUGUACCCGGUGACGCUGCCAUUAAUGAUAUCCAUUUCUCUAUUCCACCAGAGCAUUGCAUUUCUCCCAGCAGCAAUCAUCUGUGGGCUGUCGUCGAUACCGCCAAUGAUUACAGCAACACCAAAGACUCCAACCCUUGGGGUGCAUCUUCACUGGCUCCUUUCCAUUGUACCUUUACAUACCUCGAAAUACCGAUUAUCUUCUGCCUCAGUUCCGAAGCCGUUGUCUUUGAAAAUCGAUCCCGGCUCUCCGUUGACCAGGGAAGACCUGGUGCUCCUAUUUCCCUUGCACCAGGCCUUGAUCUCAAUGCUCGGAUACCUUACGACUUCAAGUCUGGACGUUUCAGAACUACACCUCCUUUCCUCAGCACUGAUUAACCUCUACAUUUUUGCUCGGACGCCCCAGGCCGAGAUUCUCAAAGCGAUGAUAUGGCUGGGAGGUUUGAGCAUUUUCAUUACAUGUAAGAACGUCCUGAUGUGGGAAGUCGCCCUGGCACGGGUGCCCACUUGGAGGCUGUUGCGUUCACGGCGGCCUGGGGGAUUGAUGUCCAAAUUCGAUCAGUACAUAUGCAGCUUCCUUGUACGCAGCAGACAUCAACGCGCCCAGGCAGACAGUUCCGACACUGAAGAUGAGGUUCAACCCAUGAAUCCUAUUCGGAGACUGAGACCCCGGUUGAAGCUGCAGCUGAAUGGCAGAGCUUUCUCUGCCACGGGACCUGCCCAGGAGCCUGUGUCGGCCUUUGAGACGCCGCUUUCCAAGGCUACUUCACUGGAUACCGCAGCUUUGUCGGCACCGAUCCGAAGAAACACGUUCACCGCUUUUGAUCAAGGUCGGCGCAAGCAGCAAAUACCGAUAGCAAAGAAGGUCAAACUAGCUCCCACUGGGCCUUCGGCGGCGUUUCUCACAUUCAGCGUGGCACAAGCUCGAGUUCGAAAGUAUGCGUAUGCGGCGAUCGCCUACCUGCUUGUGAUGGGCACAAUCCUGGGACCGGUUCGGAUCUACGUAGGCCGACGUGCUUUGUCGAACCACGAACCCGUAGGCUGGGCGUUGGGAUACUUGCUCGGUAAUGUACCCGCCUUCCGACUUUGGGUGGUCAGCAACAACCUCGAACGAUGGAUCUGCCUCCCGGCUCGAGAAACGGACGACCCGCUGCCGUUCGGAGAUGGUGUGAUUGAACAUGCCCGCCAACAUACUCUUGGACCAGCCACCACACGCCUCAUUAUUUGUGCCUACUGCCUGGUGGUGCUCAUGGUUGGGAUAGCCGCCGUCCUCCGCCUCACCUCGGUCGUCGAAGUCGACACAAGACGCAAAGUCUUUCAUGGCAUCAUGGUUGCCAUGCUCUUGCCCACCAUAUUUGUGGAUCCCUGUUUUAUUGCGUUGGCGCUCAGCUUGAUUUUGGCGAUUUUUCUCCUCCUAGACCUGUUCCGGGCGUCACAACUACCUCCGAUCUCCAAACCCCUGACUGUUUUCCUGGCUCCUUACGUGGAUGGCCGAGAUCAUCGCGGGCCUGUGAUUGUGUCCCAUAUUUUCCUGUUGAUUGGAUGUGCAAUACCGUUAUGGCUGUCGCUUGCUGCUGCGCCGCGCGUGGGCCAAGAUCCUUGGGCUGGCUGGGACACCACAUUGCGUGACUUGAGCAUGGUGAGCGGUGUUAUCUGUGUUGGAAUGGGGGACGCAGCGGCCAGCUUAAUCGGACGGCGUUAUGGCAAGACAAAGUGGUACUGGGUCGGUGGGAAGAGCUUGGAGGGCAGCCUCGCGUUUGCGUCUGCCGUCACUUGUGGUCUCUCGGCGAGUUGGCUCUGGCUCAGAUUGGGUGGCUGGGCCUCGUGGCAUAACGGCGAUCCAUUUAUGCUGACGCUGGGGAAGUGUGUGGUUGCGGGGACAGGGGCGAGCCUCCUGGAGAGCACGCUGACCGCUGCCAACGACAAUGUCGUCGUUCCGGUUGGGCUCUGGCUGCUGGUGAGAGGCCUGGAUAUAUAAUCCGACGGAGCGCGGGCAUCAUUGCCGUGUGUAAUUUGUAGCUGUGCAAGUGAUCAGAUACCCCCUCUGGACCAUGGUUUACAGCACGCACCGGACGUACGAGGAAGUCGAUGCGCGAACUUGGUGUUCGGAGACCCUUGCCAUUAGUCUACCACUACGUCAGGUACGAGGAGCAGAUCCGGAAGAACGAACCCACUUGGCAAAGAUGGACGGACGGGCGAGUCCGAUAGGGACAGGGAGUCAGGUGUUGGGAGGCGAUGAUUCGCCCAUGGCACAGAGAGGCAAAGAAGUCCGGGGGAGAGUGGCAGAGCGAGGCAGAUGGCUGCAGAUGGCCGCAGAUGGCAGCUCUAGCCAACGAACGAGCUCCCGCCGCCUGAUCAGCGAACGAGGCGAAGCUGGGAAGAUGAUGGCCUUAUCUCUUGCUUUCCCAUAUCACUCCGAUUAGUCGUAGCCGGCAGCAGAGGAGUCACACGUUCGCUCCCACGCCUCCCCCCAAAGUCCGA
Cladophialophora immunda is the source of this 3395-nucleotide messenger RNA. RefSeq lists its product as uncharacterized. Gene Ontology annotation, molecular function: dolichol kinase activity. The transcript has a single exon. The coding region runs from base 187 to 2892 and encodes 901 amino acids. Lineage: Eukaryota; Fungi; Ascomycota; Eurotiomycetes; Chaetothyriales; Herpotrichiellaceae. The record is from RefSeq and is a predicted model, not a curated record. Gene Ontology annotation, cellular component: endoplasmic reticulum membrane. Gene Ontology annotation, biological process: dolichyl monophosphate biosynthetic process.